GUGGUGCGAAUAGUAAGAGACGUGUAGUACGCCCCGACGGUGACAAGCAUGACAUUCUCCAUUAUCUGUACCAGUUCCUUGACUAUAGGGUGGUGCGAAUAGACUGUACGGUCUUGCGUGCGCGCGUGGUGCUAGUAAAUAUUACCCUAACCCUUACUGCAACUUGAAAGGCAGUGCUAUUAGCCGUUAACGGGUAUCUUUUUCUGACUAGGACAGGCCUGCCUCUUAUCAGUGGGCUGUCGUCCAGAGAGCUACACUGGAGGCUUCGAUGGAUAUGGAGCGGAUGGCGUUCACGGCGCUGCCGGCUGUCCUCGUCAUGGUCUACGUCAUGCCCAUCCUGUGCACCAUAGAGGUUCUGGUCCUGAGCAACGAAGCUGAGCUGUUCUCUUACGUGACGGCGUCGCACGUUUUGACUCUGCUGCUUCCCAUGUGCAUGGCUGGCGACCUUCUGAGCCGUCUUCGGAACGGCGUGUGCAACGGCGCCUACAACGGACCCUGGACAGAGGUGGGUGCAUACCUACGUAAUACGCCACGCCGCCACGUGGACGUCAGACGAUGCGACUUUUACGUCUGUAUUUCAUGUCGGCACGAGUUUGCACACUAAAUGUUGUGUACAAUUUUGUACGAGACAUCACAGUUUUUUGUGCACACGAAAUUUUCGUACCAUUUUCGUACAAAACACUGCACAUUUUUCGCCUUUUUUGCACAAAUUUGUCCAAAAUCAUGUACAGAUUUGUACGAAAAGUUCGUGUGCACUAAAAGCUGUGAUGUCUAGUACAAAAUUUGUACAAAAAUAUUUAGUGUGUGGGCAUCACGGAUGGCGAAAUUCUCGGUCCCCCUUAGCUUACAACACCCAAUCAGUUGGCUAACUAAUUGUGAAAUAGUGCGCAUUGGAUUUCAUUUGAAACUUAAGAGG
Molecule: messenger RNA, 916 nt
Organism: Thrips palmi
Lineage: Eukaryota; Metazoa; Arthropoda; Insecta; Thysanoptera; Thripidae
Exons: 2
Coding region: 269-604 (111 amino acids)
Source: RefSeq, a predicted model, not a curated record